CACACGACGGUGUUGCUCGGUAGUGGCUCUUAAAUUUCCCUAUGCUUGUGGUGUGAUCGUCUACGCGAGACUGAUUUUGCCUCCACGCCGGCUUGUAUAGAUUUGCUUCAAUGAUCUGAAAUUAAGUUAAUGUGUGGGAGAUGCUGUGGAGGGAUGUACCGGUGCGCAAAGGGAGUCUCCAUCCUUCUCUCCACAGAGUAGAAACUGGAUAUGUAGUCACAGCUUCAGGGGUGUUCCCAGCAUAUGCGCCUCGGAAGUUGAGGCAUUCAAGUGAUUCGCUACUUUAAACCUCCGUAAAAGCCUCAUAGAUGCAAUUUCUCUGCGCGACUUCAUGGAUUUGGUUCGUUGAGGACCAUCUGAAGAACAGACAUGGCAGUGCCAAAUAUGGUGUUUUCUGACGUGGAAAGUUUUCUGGACUCGCAUCCCGAGUUAUUCGAGGACUACCUGAACAGAAAGGGGAACCAUAGCAUGGUGGAGAAAUGGCUCAAGAAUCACCGGGCGAGCAAAAGUCCGGCGGCUGCAGCUCCCGCCGAGCCGAGGGAGGAGAAGAGCAACGCGUGUAAAGACAGCUGGGCGAGCAAAUGUGACGGUCUGCAGCGGAGAGCCUCGCAGAAGGAGCUGCGCAAAACUUUUGCCAGAUCAAAGGCCAUCAACGUCAACAGGACAUACGACGAACAUGUUAAUUCCAGGGCCCAGGAGCCGCUUACGAGCAUGAGGAGGAGAGCUCUGCUGAGGAAAGCGAGCUCUCUGCCCCCGACCACUGCGCACAUACUGAGCGCGCUGCUGGAGUCCAGGGUCAACAUCCCCCAGUACCCGUCCACAGCCGUGGAUUUUAAAUAUUACCUCAAAGAACAUAGCGAAAGAGAGUUUUUCCUGGAGCUCGUAAAAGACAUUUCUAACGACUUGGAUCUAACGAGUCUCAGCUACAAAAUCCUCGUGUUUGUUUGUAUUAUGGUCGAUGCGGACCGGUGCUCUCUAUUUUUGGUGGAGGGAACAGGCAACAAGAAAACACUAGUGUCCAAAUUCUUUGACGUGCACGCAGGAACCACAGUUUUGCCUUCAAUGAAUUCAGACGAAGUUCAGGUUCCGUGGGGGAAAGGAAUCAUUGGAUAUGUGGCUGAACAUGGAGAGACAGUGAACAUUCCUGACGCUUAUCAGGAUCGUCGCUUCAGUGAUGAAAUUGACAAGCUGACAGGGUACAAAACCAAGUCGCUCUUGUGCAUGCCCAUCCGCAACAGUGACGGCGAGAUCAUUGGAGUUGCUCAGGCCAUCAACAAGACUUCAAGUGGAGAACUCUUCACUGAAGAUGAUGAAAAGGUGCUGCAGAUGUACCUGCCAUUCUGUGGUAUUGCGAUCUCCAAUGCCCAACUCUUUGCCGCCUCAAGGAAGGAGUACGACAGGAGUCGGGCACUCUUGGAGGUAGUCAAUGACCUAUUUGAAGAGCAGACUGACCUGGAGAAGAUUGUCAGGAAGAUCAUGCACCGUGCCCAGACAUUACUUAAGUGCGAGCGCUGCUCUGUUCAAUUGCUGGAGGACAUUGAGUCACCGGUGGUGAAGUUCACAAAGUCCUUUGAGCUGCUGUCCCCUAAGUGUAGUGCAGACACUGAAAGCAGUUUCAAAGACAGUAUGGAGAAAUCAUCUUACUCAGACUGGCUCAUCAACAACAGUAUUGCAGAGCUUGUAGCGUCCACAGGACUACCAGUGAACAUUAGUGAUGCCUAUCAGGAUCCUCGCUUUGAUGCCGAGGCGGACCAGUUCUCAGACUUCCACAUCCGCUCUGUGCUUUGUGUUCCCAUAUGGAACAGCAACCAUCGUGUAACAGGCGUUGCUCAAGUGCUGAACAGGCUGGAUGGGAAACCAUUUGAUGAUGCAGACCAGCGUCUCUUUGAGGCAUUUGUGAUCUUUUGUGGACUGGGCAUCAACAACACCAUCAUGUACGACCAGGUGAAGAAGUCUUGGGCCAAGCAAUCUGUGGCUUUAGAUGUUCUGUCUUACCAUGCCACUUGCUCCAAGACUGAAGUUGACAAAUUCAAGGCUGCUAACAUCCCCCUGGUUUGCGAGCUGGGCAUUGAUAAGCUGUCCUUUGACGAUUUCUCUCUGGACGUUGAUGCCAUGAUAACGGCCGCUCUGAGGAUGUUUAUGGAGCUGGGCAUGGUGCAGAAAUUCAAGAUUGACUAUGAGACACUGUGCAGAUGGCUGCUGACUGUCAGAAAAAACUACAGAAUGGUCCUCUACCACAACUGGAGACAUGCCUUCAACGUCUGCCAGUGCAUGUUUGCCAUGCUAACGACGGCAGGCUUCCAGGAGACGCUGACAGAGGUGGAGAUCUUAGCACUUAUUGUAGGCUGUGUGUGCCAUGACUUGGACCACAGGGGCACCAACAACGCUUUUCAGGCGAAGACGGGUUCAGCCCUUGCUCUGCUUUAUGGGACCUCUGCUACAUUGGAGCACCACCACUUCAACCAUGCUGUUAUGAUCCUGCAGAGCGAGGGUCACAAUAUCUUCUCCAACCUGUCGUCCACAGAGUACAGCAACCUCAUGCAGCUGUUGAAACAGUCAAUUCUGGCCACAGACCUCACACUUUACUUUGAGAACAGAAACACCUUUUUUGAGCUGGUCAGCAAUGGAGAGUACAAUUGGAAUGUGAAGGAUCAUAGAGACAUGUGCAGAUCCAUGAUGAUGACAGCGUGUGAUCUUGGUGCUGUCACUAAACCCUGGGAAAUAUCAAGAAAGGUGGCAGAGUUGGUGACCAGCGAGUUCUUCGAGCAGGGCGACAGAGAGAGAUCGGAGCUGAAGCUCACGCCCUCUGCCAUCUUUGAUCGGAACAGGAAGGACGAGUUGCCAGGGCUUCAGCUGGAGUGGAUUGAUGGAAUUUGUGCGCCGCUGUACGAGACUCUGGUCAAGUUGAAUCCCAAACUUCAGCCCAUGGUUGACAUGAUCAAAGCGAACAGGGCCAAGUGGGAGGAACUGAAUAUGAAGAGACAAUGUGGCCAGAGCGUUUCUGCACCCACAAGCCCAUGCAGCAGCGACAGCACAGAAACCAGUGGCUGCACCGUGGCCAAAACUGGCAGCACACCCUGCUGCAGCGGCGAUGCUGAUGGCACAACACCUAAACCUGUUAGUUAGCUUCUGUUGCCACCUCCAGGCUGAUCACUUAGGCUUAUUUCCUCUUAAAUGCAGCCUGCAACAGAGGCAGUACAGUGCAUGCAGAGAUUCUUGGGCUCUGCUCCUCUUUGCUUUUGCUACUAAGGAUGAGCUUUAGACUUGAGUGCGGCGCUAUCGUAGGGGUUUUUCUGCUCCCUUCAGUCUCCCUGCGCUGAAGGCUGACAGAGCCGUGUUUGGCAGGCUUGUCGGAGCAGCUACAAAUCAGCUGAUGACACCAUGUCAGAAAGGAAACUUAAACCACUGUGUCAACAUGUCAACCAGUGAACUGACACUAACUAUUUGGGGCAUUGCACAGAUUUUCAGCACAACAAGGUAUGAAGAAUAUUGGAGAGGUGUGUUUGUCUCUGCCGUGGUUGGUUUUGCUCUCGGUACCUCCUUGUUGCUCGCAUUUUGUCCGGGGUAACAGAGAUAUUUUUUUUGUAAAUUUGUACAUAGGCUAUUGAGUUAUUUACAAGUGCUCUGAGCUCUGGAUUGUAAUGUGGCUGUAGAGUUGCUGAAGGAUAAAGGGGUGCAGGACCUGUGACAGUGCUUGCAAUGCAAAUUGAGUGCUCCACUCUCUCCCUGUGCCUUGUUUUAAGAUCCUAAUGAAAAAUGCAUGGCCUCCUCACAGAGAUUCUUAGAUAGUAUGGAAACCCAUGUUGAACCACUAUGUAUUUUUGCCAUAAUUUGUAAAAACCAAUGACUGUAGUUUUGUCUUGAUCCCAUGUUUAGCCACAAAGCAUUAACAUUAUAUACAAGAAAUCUACUUUGCCCAGUUUUAUAAAUGCAGGGUCUCAUUUGUCACACACACAAUGUGCCUUGAUAAAGUUGUUCUGGUAUCACAUGAAUUUCUACAGAAAAAAUAGUUUAAUCUACUGAUUUAACACCGACAGCUCAAACAUAAAGCAUAGUAAUAUAACUCAUUAUGAAACUACAUUGAUCAAAAUUUUCGGAAAUACAGUGGUGGAGAGUCAGAUAAGAUCAGUCCCACUCUUUCUGUCCAUAACACGUGAAGCUACAGUCAGCAGCCAGUUAGCUUAGCUUAACAUAGCAUAAAGCCUGGCAACAGCUAGCCCAGCUCCGUCCAAAGGAAAUAAAAUCGAUCUACCAGUAACUCUGAAGCUCAUUAAGAUUUCAACUUGCAGGAUUUUGUUGCCGUUGGACAGAGGCAGGCUAGUUUCUCCAACUGUUGGCUAGCUGUAGCCACGUAAAAGGGUAUAGAUAUGAGACUUCUCGUUUCAUCAUACCUCUCCCCAGAAAGUGAAGUGCAUUUCGUAAAAUGUCAGAGUUUUGCUUUAAUUAAAUUUUUAGCCUUUUCUCAAAGCUCACAAAUGCUACUUAAAGAAGAUACGGAGAGUGCUGAAGUGCCCAUGUAGUCACAAGGUAUUACUUUAAAAAAAAAUUCUGGGGGGAGCUUAUGAGUUGUGUUGUAGCUUUGUUGCUUGGAGGUGGAGUGUAAAAUGUGACUGUGCACUUUGUGUGGCAUUGAUCUGUGUGCUUUACUGUAUUUUAGUUGAGGAGCUGAAUUGAAGUCAAGCUGAAGAAUUUUGAAUUGCAUGUUUUAUGCAGUAUUAAAUUCAACCACUUGCUGAGGAUGUAGCAAACGUGAGCCAACAAAUACCUCGUAUUUUGAACUUCAUCAGUAAACACAGAAUCUCAUCGAAAAUGCAUGACUUAAAUUCUCUUCUAUUGCAUCAUGUUACGUGAAUUAUGAAUAUCGCUGUUCUAUUUUUCUAUUAGGUCUCCAAAUGUGGCCGACUUCUACUCGUCUUUUUUGCAGUGUUAUGUGCUUCUUGCAUUUCUUCUCUCUGUUUGGACUCUGAAAUUUAUGUAUGGUGGGCUAAACUGAAAGAAACCUAAGGCAUGAAAAUGCAAAUGUGCAAUGUUUCUGUUCAGAGUUUAAAUAAAAAUAUGCUGCUACAUGUGCUCUGAUUUA
Molecule: messenger RNA, 5080 nt
Organism: Lates calcarifer (barramundi perch)
Lineage: Eukaryota; Metazoa; Chordata; Actinopteri; Centropomidae
Gene: pde11a
Product: phosphodiesterase 11a
Exons: 20
Biological process (GO): signal transduction
Molecular function (GO): protein binding; 3',5'-cyclic-nucleotide phosphodiesterase activity
Source: RefSeq, a predicted model, not a curated record